Messenger RNA from Botrytis deweyae, 207 nucleotides. RefSeq lists its product as uncharacterized. The transcript has a single exon. The record is from RefSeq and is a predicted model, not a curated record. NCBI's taxonomy places the organism in Eukaryota, Fungi, Ascomycota, Leotiomycetes, Helotiales, Sclerotiniaceae. The coding region runs from base 1 to 207 and encodes 68 amino acids.
AUGACGAGCAGGUCUCCCAUUGCCCAUCGCGAAAACCCAUUGCAUGCAUAUCCAAACGCUCAAACAACCCAUCCCAUCACCGUCCUAAAGAGACCCAUCCCGCGAACUCAUCAUCCACAUCGCGAUAUACCGAACCCUCCUAUCGCUCCUCCCCAUAUACAAAUCGAUUUACUUAGCACUUGGGCAUUUCUGAGAUACAAAGAUUGA